UACAUGAAUAGGUGUAUUGUGCAUUGUUCUGAAAUAGCGCCUGCCCUACAGAGAAAGGUGCAGCUGAAUGCAGAGGAUCCACAGUACACCAGGUCAAGACAGCUCGCUGAAAAUAUUGGUUUAUUUUUUAUGAAUCUUUUGUCAUGGAGAAGAAAGUGCUGAUUGUGUUUUUCUCAGGGCUCUUCACACUAUCCUCCUGUCAGUAUCACUAUGUAAAGGACCCUAAAAACUGGACUGAAGCACAGAGGUACUGCAGAGAGAAGUACACGGACCUGGCCACCGUAAGCAACAUGGAGGAUAUGAACAGACUGAACCACUUGACUAUAGACAGCGGUUAUGAUGGCGCAGUGUGGAUAGGACUGAAGAAGGGACAGUAUUCCAGGUGGCAGUGGUCUCUGGCAGACAUAGACCACUAUAGUAAGGGACAGACUGAGUUUAGUGAAUUUUGGGACCGAGACCAGCCAAACAAUUUGAAUGAAGAUUGUGGUGUCAUGAAGAAUUCUGGAAAAUGGCACGACUAUUUUUGUACUACGCAACACUUUCCAGUGUGCUACGACGGGACUAAGCCUCCAGCUGGUCAUUUCCUAAUGGUUCAACAGCUAAUGACCUGGAGGGAGGCUCAGCUCUACUGCAGGAAGCACCACACAGACCUGGCCAGUGUGAGGAACCAGACUGAGAACAAAGAGAUCUGUAACGUGGCCGGGAGUAACAACGUUUGGAUCGGCCUGUUCAAAGACACCUGGACGUGGUCGGACCAGAGUAACUCCUCGUUCAGAUACUGGGUCGGCAGACAACUGAACGAGUCCUGCGCUGCUUGGAAUCGCAGUACCUCAGGCCAAUGGAUAGACAGAGAAUGUCUGAAGGAAUGUCCCUUUGUUUGCUACGGUAACCCAAGACCCCCAACAGUCAAGAAGAUACAGGUAGUGAGAGUGCGGAUGACCCCAGACCCAAACAUGGACCUGAAUGAUGCUAAGAAGAGGGAGGCCAUUUUACAGCAGAUAAAGGAGAAAAUGAAGGCCAAUGAGAUGACUUGGAACUUGGAACUGAGAUGGAAAGAGCAGCCAGAUGAAAAGGUCUUCCACAAGGAAGAGAAGAAAGAGAACGACAGAGAGAAAAAAAGGGAGCCGAAAAAUAAGGAAGAGCUUUGAAUAGAAGCACAUGGAGUUAGUGUGCGGAUCGGUUGCCAUGUUAGUGUGCGGAUCGGUUGCCAUGUUAGUGUGCGGAUCAGUUGCCAUGUUAGUGUGCGGAUCGGUUGCCAUGUUAGUGUGUGGAUCGGUUGCCAUGUUAGUGUGUGGAUCGGUUGCCACCUAUAAUUAAUGAUUCCCUUCUCAUCUCACAUUGUAUUAAUUUAUCAUGAACCAUUAUUAACUAUGAGAAUUCCCGAGAAGCAGGUGUUUAGAGGAUAUAUUUGCAUCGUCUCAGGCAGCAAACAAAUAUAUCCUUCAAACACCGGCUUCUCUGGCAUUAUCACUUUUACACAACGGAUUACCAACAUAUUCAAAUAAUAAUUUGAGGAAGUCGUUCAGUCUUUUUGUUAUGCAUCUAU
Oncorhynchus gorbuscha (pink salmon) is the source of this 1546-nucleotide messenger RNA. RefSeq names its product secretory phospholipase A2 receptor-like. The transcript has 5 exons. NCBI's taxonomy places the organism in Eukaryota, Metazoa, Chordata, Actinopteri, Salmoniformes, Salmonidae. The record is from RefSeq and is a predicted model, not a curated record. Bases 144 to 1148 code for a protein of 334 amino acids.